Messenger RNA from Photinus pyralis (common eastern firefly), 2712 nucleotides. Its product is annotated as zinc finger protein 197-like. The transcript is spliced from 9 exons. Gene Ontology annotation, biological process: cell fate commitment; regulation of transcription by RNA polymerase II. Gene Ontology annotation, molecular function: RNA polymerase II cis-regulatory region sequence-specific DNA binding; DNA-binding transcription factor activity; histone deacetylase binding. Bases 110 to 2566 code for a protein of 818 amino acids. The record is from RefSeq and is a predicted model, not a curated record. Gene Ontology annotation, cellular component: cytoplasm; nucleus. Lineage: Eukaryota; Metazoa; Arthropoda; Insecta; Coleoptera; Lampyridae.
UUUUUAUUUACAAUUUACGAAUCACCCUGUAAGAGUUAAACUUACAUAACCUCAAAAAAGAUCAAACUAAAUGAGGGAAUACACCAGUUUUAUUUGAAUUUAAUUUACCAUGAGUGAAAUUGAAAAUUCCGACCCUUGCGGAAUAUGUGGCGAGGCCCAUCGAUAUUCUCAAUGCGAAUGUGUACCCUUCACAAAACAUAUACCUGACAAAGUAGCUCUGACUAGAGCUCGUGCAACCUUACCGGAAGUUGUUAACAUUCGAACAAUGGCAGACGGCACCUACGCGAUUUGCGCUAAUACGUUCAUCGGGAAAGGCACCCAAUUAGGACCGCUGGAAGCGCGAACAUUAUUAACUUUGAAUCCCAUUAUAACAUUUCCUUUAAAAUUGUUUAGCACUAACGAAGAGGAUCUCUCAGGGUAUUACUUAGAUACUGCUGACGAAUACUGCUGUAACUGGAUAAUAUUUAUAUCACCUGCGCAACAUGCGGAAGAACAAAAUGUGAUUUGUUUUCAGCAUAAAUCCGAGAUUAUCUACAUGUGCCUUAAGGACGUCCAUCCUGGAGAUUAUUUAAAGGUUUGGUACUCCGAUUACUAUGGAAAGAAAAUGGGAAAGAAACCACUAAUGCCUUAUAGCCUUUCUAUUCCGACCAAAAACACUGAUAUGCCAAAGGAGCCUGUUGAUAUGAAUAAGUUGCUGAAGGAGCAACAGAAAUUAGUGGACCGAGAAAAUUGGACGUGUAAGUUUUGCGGUAAAUUAGAGAACGACAUUGCACGUUUUUCCAAUCACAUCAUUGACCAUUACACCCGAAAAAAAGUAAAUGUAAAUUGCGAUGAGUGUGAAGGAACUUUUUCGACAAAAAAGAAUUUAAGGGUACACAUGCGAAAAGUACACAACAAAUCAAUUGCAAAGGAAGAGCACAAAAGUUCCGAGACUGACAAUGUGAAACCAAAAGAAUCCAUAGUGGGAGGACCGUUAUUAAACUCUUUAUUAGCAGAUAGUUUGGAUAAUACCAAUCUAAUGUUGUCAAAUAUGGAUUUAAAUUUAAACGUUUUGGAGAAUGACGCCCUUAGUCUAGCUGUUGAUAAUCUGUUGACUGAAAACGUGAAGGAGUUAGAUCAUUUCAAUUUCGAUAUAACUGAGACUCAAGAACAGUUUGUUUGUGACAUUUGCUUGAAGGUGUUUACCAAGUUACGAUAUUUAAUCCAACAUUUAAGGACGCACACCGGCCGGUUUACUUGCACUUAUUGCUUGAAGAUAUUUUGUCGCAAAGAAAAUUUGAUCAUGCACAGUUGUGAGAGAGAUACAAGUCUUAUACACGCGUGCACAAUUUGUGGUAAAACUUUUUCCUCGGAAAAAUACUUAGAUCGACAUACGAAUCUUGUGCACAAAGGAGUGUAUUUAUGUGAAAAGUGCAAUAAGAAAAAUCACUCCCAAAAAGAUUAUAAGAAUCACAAUUGUACUGCUCUCUCCAAUAGUGCAAAGCAGGUUUUCCCAUGCAGUACCUGUGGUAAGAAAUUCUUUCACAUUCGCUAUUUACGAAAACAUGCGAAGAGGCACAAGCAAAAAGAAAAGGUGGCACCAUUGAAUGAAAAUUUUACAUGUGAGGUUUGUGGUGCUAACCAUAAGACUCGCGCCGGCUUGUUCCUACAUAAAAAAACGCACAGUAACCCAUCAUUCCAAUGCCCACUGUGUGAAAAGAAGUUCCACAAAAGUGACACGCUUCGUGAACACAAGCUGUACCGACACUCAGAUCAAAAGGUCACAUGCACCAUUUGCAAAAAGGAACUUAAAAAUGAGCGUAUCUUGAAAGUUCAUAUGAAACUUCACACAAAUUUAAACACAUACAAAUGCGAUAAAUGUCCCUGCAGUUACGCUCAAGCUUCCAGUUUAAAGGCGCACAAAUUUACCGUUCAUUUAAACCGCUGCAAAGUAUGUCAUAAGGAAUUUCCAUCCGCCGAUCUCCUAGCGAUCCAUCAGAAAUCGCACGUCCUCAAAGAAUUCUACGUCUGUCCGAUUUGCAGCAAGUGCAUGAAGCUGAGAACCUCGCUCGUUCGACAUAUCAAAAAGUUCCAUCCGGACCAAGAUCAUGUCGCCCUCGUAGCCAAAAUGCAGGCGACUCCCGCCGAUCUGGUUCUACCAUCUGAAGAACAGAGCGAUAAGGAGAACGUAAUCGCGGAACAGUCGACCCUAUCCCAACUCGUUUCCACCCAUGAAUCGGACGACUCCAAUUUUGAUAGCAUCGUCGAUAACUUCGAGAACAUCAUGAACAGUUACAAUGUAAAUAGUAACGAUAAUUUGUCAUUGACCGCCUAUACUGAUCCGAAAACAAGCGACGACCGGGAGAUGUUAGAUUUCACCGAUUUGCAGAUGGAUAUUGAGAGUAGUUUUGAUGUUGGUUCUAUCGGUAUUAGUAACCAAGACAUCUGUUUGUCUAUGCCCGAUUUAACAGAAGCUGAUCAGGAGAUUAUGUUGGGUGAUAAUGCAUUUAUUAUGGAGAAUGGGACUAUUGUUGAACCAAAGGAUCAAGGGAACGUACUUGUAUAUGUUUUGGAUAAAAAUCUUUAGUUUUUUCAUUUUUUGUUCAUUAUUCUCGUAUUGAAGAGUUAAUUUUUCGUUUGGGAUUAUAUUUUAUUUUCGUAUUCAUUUAUUUUAGUCUAUGAAAUCACCUUGUAUGUGCCCUAUUUUUUUAUUAAAUGGAGUUUUUCAAGUAA